AAGUCUCCACUUCAAUGAAUCAACGCCUCUCUUGGCCCUUCUCGUGACCAGAUAUAUGUGUACAUAUAAAACAUCAUAUCACGUAGAAUUUAUCAACAGGGAAGCAGUGGAACGAAUUGCCUCGCGCAUUGGGAAACCUAUUCACAUUGAUCGGGUAACUCAAUCCGGCGCUAUCGGGAGAUUUGCCCGAGUUUGCGUCGAAGUGGAUCUUACCAAACCCCUUCUCUCACAGUUUAAGAUAUAAGGAACCACAUACUACAUCGAGUUCGAAGGGUUACACCAAAUUUGCAUAGAGUGUGGUCGCUACGGUCACUCUGUAAAGACCUGCCCUACCUUGUUCAAAGAGACGGAAGUACCGACGACCAAGCAGAACCCACAGCCUCCAGCACACAACUCGCAAGUUCCCUACGGGACUGGAUGGUGGCUAAGACGCGUGGAAGGAAGCAAGUGAAUAAGGGUCAGCAAGUUGACAAACAAAAGAGUGUAGCUCAGGGUGAAGUGCGAGCCAAACCAAGUGCUAGCAAUGGAUCCCGUUUUCAAGUCCUAUAGGAGGAACACGAGGUGAUGGAAACAGAAACCAACACACAGGUGACCUUGGUGCUGAACAAUGCAGUUGGGGGGACAACCUUGCCUUCUCGCUCAGUAGAGGCAGUGUCUGAAACAACCUAGGCAAGUGCGGUUGUAAUUCCUCCCAUGAGGCCUCCCCUGGUGGAGGUGCCUAUCAUGAUGGUGACUCCACAGACACAACCCUCUGAAGGCGCUCUCUCAAAGGGGAAUGGACCAAGCGAUACUGUUCUCCCCAACCCCGCUCUGGUCUUCUCGGCUCAGAAAACCAAUCCGGGUGACAAACUGCAUGUCGAUUCCGUUGACCCGGGGGGAACGGUACCACAGAAAAUUAAAACAAAGACGAAGAGUGGAACAGCUGGGGCACAGAGUCAAGCCAAAGGUACACAGAAACAGCACGCCCAGCGUGCCGGGAGCCAUGCGGCUCAUAUUCCUCGUUCUUGACCUCGCCACCUUGGGUGGUCCUUAGUGAAGUCAUUUCCCUCUUCUUUUCUUUGUUUAAUGAUUAGUAUUCUAGCUUGGAACUGCCAAGGGGCAGCGAAUGAUUUGUUUUUGUCUUCAUUACGGUUAUUUUCUGAGCCUAACAGGUCGGAUAUUGUUAUUAUAGUCGAGCCGCAUAUAUCACCUUGUAUACAUCCUAAAAAUGUAAGAGAUUCGCUCCUUACUUUUACAGGUAAUGGUCGUAUAAUCAACUUGCCACGAGAACAUGCAGCACAUGGUACAUCUUUAAACUGAUAAAUUUUGUGACCUUUCAAUGGAUGUCCACAUGUAUUGGUAAUGAUUUUUCAUACCAUAAUCAAUCUGGGAUGCCUACCCGGUCAUGCCAAACUAUAAACUUAUCAAGAUUUG
Linum trigynum is the source of this 1413-nucleotide messenger RNA. NCBI's taxonomy places the organism in Eukaryota, Viridiplantae, Streptophyta, Magnoliopsida, Malpighiales, Linaceae. The record is from the annotation of a GenBank genome assembly.